AUGGCUUUACAGGCCAAUCUUCUGGCAGCGAGCGCAUUCUCGGCGGGAGUUGAAGCCUUGCCGUCGUUGUUAACCAUCCUCUCAACCCCGUGGCGAACAUCCGGUCAAAGACCGACUACGAACUCGCGGCCCCGAACACGAAUCGUUCAAAAGCAAGACACAAGGGGAUUGCACUCUGAGCGGCAGCUAGGUCAUGAUGCUGUUACCAAGCAUGCCUCAGAAGGGGUGACCGUCCCGCUACCCGAGUUUCUAACUCAACCGAAUAUCGCGGCAUUGAAAACAGUCCCGACUGGUCUUUCUCCUUUGACCUGGCAAUCUCUGGUGUCAGCAGUACCGCGCAAUCGAUUCCACUUGACUAACCCCCAAGUUCGAAAUCUCUCAUCUGUCCGAAGAAAUCACUCUACAUCGACAACAUUCGGUCCAUUCGGUCUGCGGAAGGUCGGGGGAUAUGGAAAUGUCUUCGAACAACAACGUCGGGGACUGUUUGGAGGCUCCAAUAAUAACUCGAAUUCGUCAUCGGUUCUCUCGCACCUCGAACAAACUGCGAACAACAACCCCCAAAGCGCAACGGCGCAAAAUGCCUUCUACUCCGCCUGCCUCCGGGCAAACCGUCCGGACAUAGUCGCUCACCGAUACCAGACUGGACGCUUUGCCGCCAAUCCUGCAUGCGAGGCAUUGUACACGCGUUCUUUGGAGCGAUUGGGAGCAGCCGAGCUCGGACCCGGUGAAGUUGCAGGGAGAGAUGCUGCAGGUAACGGCGGCGCACUUUCCCAAGAGCAACUCCAAGCUGUUGGCCAGGCGGUUGCUGGUCGUGUUCGUGCAGCUGGAGGGACCGUCAGUGCCAGAGGUGGCUCAGGCGCCAAGACUAGCCCUCUUCAUGUCGUCGUUGAUGAAUCCAUGUGGUCUACCGUCUUCAAACUAUUCAGGUUUCUCCUGACUUUUGGGUUCGGCGUAUGGAUCACAAUGGUAGUUCUCAAUCUGCUGCUUGAAGGGACGGGGAUGCUGCGGAGGGUUAGCGGUCAGCAGCAUGCCGAAGCACGACCCGAACUUCAGACCACCCGGUUCAGCGAUGUUCAUGGAUGCGAAGAAGCGAAGGAUGAACUACUAGAGCUGGUUGAAUUCCUGAAAUCACCCGAUAAGUUCAGCGCACUUGGCGGCAAGCUUCCUAAAGGUGUUUUGCUCGUUGGCCCUCCUGGUACCGGCAAAACGCUCCUCGCUCGUGCCGUUGCAGGUGAGGCGGGAGUCCCGUUCUUCUACAUGUCUGGCUCCGAGUUCGAUGAAGUCUAUGUCGGUGUCGGUGCCAAGCGCGUUCGUGAGCUUUUCACUGCUGCUCGGACCAAGGCACCCGCGAUUGUAUUCAUAGACGAGUUGGAUGCCAUCGGAGGCAAGCGAAACGAAAGAGACGCCGCCUAUGUGAAACAGACGCUAAACCAACUACUCACCGAGUUAGAUGGAUUCGAUCAGGACGCCGGCGUCAUUAUCAUCGGUGCGACCAACUUUCCCGAGUCGCUGGAUAAGGCUUUGACUCGACCCGGACGAUUCGACCGCCAUGUCGUGGUUCCCCUCCCCGAUGUCAGGGGUCGGUUGGGCAUCUUGACCCACCACAUGCGCAACGUCCAGAUCUCCACCGACGUGGACGCAUCGGUCUUGGCGCGAGCGACUCCUGGGUUUUCCGGUGCGGAGCUUGAGAACGUCGUGAAUCAGGCUGCCGUGCACGCGAGCAAGCGUAAGGCCAAGCAAGUGGCCAUGAUUGACUUCGAAUGGGCUAAAGAUAAGGUUCUCAUGGGUGCGGAGCGGCGCAGCGCGGUUAUUCAACAGAAGGACAAGAUCAUGACGGCAUAUCAUGAGGGCGGCCAUGCCCUAGUCGCUAUGUUUACCGCUGCUGCCGAUCCGUUGUACAAAGCCACCAUCAUGCCUCGCGGACACGCCCUGGGGAUCACGUACCAGCUACCGGAAAUGGACCGUGUCUCCAUGGCCAAGAAGGAAUAUCUCGCUACCAUUGACGUAUGCAUGGGCGGCAAGGUUGCGGAAGAGCUCGUGUACGGAAACGACAACGUCACAUCUGGCGCCUCAUCUGACUUGCAAAAAGCCACGUCCAUUGCCUAUGCCAUGGUCACUCAAAUGGGCAUGUCUGACGCCUUCGGAAACAUCGAUCUCCACUCCGAGUACAACCGACUCUCAUCCGAAACCCGCCAGAAGAUCUGGGACGAAGUCCACAAGAUCCUUGAGGACGGGAAAGACCGCGCCACCAAACUCCUCCUCGCGAAGCGAAAGGAGUUGGACCUUCUCGCCGAUGCGCUGGUCGAGUACGAGUAUCUGGACAAGGAUGAGAUGGAGAAGGUCGUCAGGGGCGAGAAACUUCCAGGGAAGAUGAAGAUGGGCGAAAACGCUCCGAUCAAGCUGCCCGACAUCGUCGUUCCUGGGUUCGGCGGUCCCAAACCGCCGCAACCGGUGGGUGGGGACGGUGGAGCGCCGCCGCCUCCGCCUCCCGUCGUGGCCCAGGCGGGCUCGUCAUAG
Eremomyces bilateralis CBS 781.70 is the source of this 2517-nucleotide messenger RNA. Its product is annotated as ATP-dependent metallopeptidase Hfl. The transcript is spliced from 2 exons. The record is from RefSeq and is a predicted model, not a curated record. Gene Ontology annotation, molecular function: ATP hydrolysis activity; ATP-dependent peptidase activity; metalloendopeptidase activity. Bases 1 to 2517 code for a protein of 838 amino acids. Gene Ontology annotation, cellular component: mitochondrial inner membrane. NCBI's taxonomy places the organism in Eukaryota, Fungi, Ascomycota, Dothideomycetes, Eremomycetales, Eremomycetaceae. Gene Ontology annotation, biological process: mitochondrion organization; protein quality control for misfolded or incompletely synthesized proteins.